Oryctolagus cuniculus (rabbit) is the source of this 2919-nucleotide messenger RNA. Lineage: Eukaryota; Metazoa; Chordata; Mammalia; Lagomorpha; Leporidae. The record is from RefSeq and is a predicted model, not a curated record.
AUCCUCUGCAGAGCUGAUCCCCUUGAAACAAUGGGGUGGGUCACUGGUAGUACCUUAGCAGUUAGUAAAUGAGAAGGGUGCUAAGAUUUUCUGGCAAGGAGUUCCCAUCAACUGGUGGCAAUUCUUUAGACGAGGGAGUGCAACUAUGAGCCUUCAGUAGUCACAAUAGCUGUGGGAGGAGAGCAGGGGAAGAGUUGGCAAGGCACCAAAACAUCAACUACAUUAAUCCUACAUGAAUAUGCUUCCUAUCAAAAUGGUCAACAAUGAGAAGACAUCAUCAUAUUGCAACACAUUUGAAAAAUGAGACAAAAAGAGUUUAGCUUACGAUCAAACGCUUUGCCCUUUAUAUGCUUUCCAUUUUCUCAAACAUCUUACAGCUGAAACUCAAGUUGGGCACCAGAAGAGAUCAGUCAGCAGAUUAACAUUUCCUCAACACCUUCCAUGUCAUUCACUUCGUGCUAAGCGCUUUUGAAAACAAAAAUAGGCGCCAGUGUGGUGGUGUAGCAAGUGAAGCCACCGCCUGUGACACUGGCAUCCAUAUGGGCCCUGAUUCAAGUCCCCGCUGCCCCACUUCCAAUCCAGCUCCCUGCUAAUGGCUUGGGGAAAGCAGUGGAAGAUGGCCCAAGUGCUUUGGGACCCUGCUACCCACGUGAGAGACCUGGAAAAAGCUCCUGGCUUCAGUCUGGCCCAGCCCCAUUUGUUGCAGCCGUCUGAGGAGUGAACUACCCAAUGGAAGAUCUCUCUCUGUCUCUCUCUCUCCCUUUAUAACUCUGACUUUCAAAUAAAUCUUUUAAAAUAAAUAUGAGAAUUCUGCCCUAGGAGAGAUUUCAGGAAGGCCAAAUUUAUGUCUAUGAAAAUAUGAUCAGACAUAAUAACAUUAAACCAGGUGCAUAAUACUGGCUAUUUCAGAGAAUAAACAGAAUUAAUAAUAAAAUGCUUGCUCUAUAACCUUGACUAAUGAUGCUCAGUAUCUUCACUCAGUUAUUGAGUGGGGUUUGAAAUGCUCCCCACCAACACCGAGGGAGGUUGAAGUAGGUAACAAUGGCAAGUUGUUCUAAAUAACAUAAAGGCAAAGACUAGCAGAAAUAUCAACUAUGCUGUGUUGCUAUUCAGCAGAUUCCAUUAUACAGAGACGGGGAGGGAAAGCUGUAGAGUCACUUGCCCACACAUUGGUCUCCCUGGUGCAAGUGGGUAUUGUUCUGCAUCCCAUGGCAGGAUUAGAAACACUGCCAAGGAACAAAUACACAAAGUUGUUAUGGAAACCAGAAUUCUUGGGCUCCGAGUUAUUUACAGAGAACUUUCCGGAUUACCACAUUCAAUAAAAUCAACUCUGCUGUACCCUAGGGCAGUGCAUCUCAACCAAAGAUCUCUUUUUUGAGGUUCUUCAACCAGCUCUACUUAGGCAAUUGCACAAUGAGGAUUUUCAUAGCCUUUGAGGGAUCUUUCGAACCCUUCGAUGUUUCAGCAGAUGUGACUGUAGAGGCUGUCAAGCUGAUGAUAAAGGAUUAUUUCCACAUUCCCCUCUCUGAAGACAAACAAGGCCGGCGGUAUCUGGAACUGAUGUACGCUGGAGCUGCACUAAAGAACAGCUGGAGUCUUGCUGAUGUUGGAGUAUCUUUCUGUUCAACUCUCAAAUGCUUUCUUAAGGAAGAAGAAAAGCCUACUCUCUAUGUGUUCAAUGCUGUAACCCAAGAGACAAUGGCAAUAAUGGAGAACAUUUCCCUUCUUGGUAAAAAAGUAUCUGAUCUAAGAACACUGGUCACUCUGAAAUGUGGCUUCCCUGUGAGUGUCUACUGUCUCCGGACCCCAGAGCGAGUAGAGAUGUAUGACUGCAACUCCCUCAGGGACUACCAGACUGACAUCGGCACCACACUUCGCUUGGACGUCUGGGAUGGAUGGAAGGAAUUUCUGAUGGGUUGUCUCCUCGGACAAAAACUAAAAGUCCAGCGCUAUCUAUCAAAAGAAGGACCAGUACUCAAGUAUCAGAGAAGGGUAGCCCUGUACAUUGCUGCCUUUCACGGCCACGUCGAGCUCACUGAAUGGGCCCUGCAGCAGGGCGCGCGGCCCCACGAGGCGGUCGGUGUUCACCCCUAUCGAGCCUGGUGCCAUGAAGCCCUUCAUGCAGACAUCUCUAAAUGCCCCAUUCACGCAGCUGCAGAAGCGGGCCAGCUGCUGAUUCUGAAGGCCUUUGUCAACUGCAGUGUGCUGUGCCUGGAAUGCACAGAUGCAGCGGGACGCACUCCCCUGACCAUCGCGUCCAAACACAAGCACAAAGACUGUGUGUUAUAUCUGCUGAGUAAAAUGUGGUCCACGGUUUCUUUUCUGAAAAUCUCAGUCCCCAUGAGGAUUUACAUUAAAAUCAAACAAUGGAUCCUCAGAGCUCAGAGCCACAGCCUGCACAGCAGCCGGCUGUGCAGAGCAAGGGUCUUUGGGGCCAAAGUUGGAGACACUGUGAUGGUGGAUGGCUUCACCAAGCCCAAGAUGACCUCCAAGAGCUGGCAUCAGGCCGAGAACAAGGACUCCCGCAGCACCUUGCCCAAGCUCCCGCUUCUCAUGGAACACACUGCAAGCAGGACACCUGUCAAUCCUUUGGCAAUUUCACAGCCGGACACGAAAGAGCAAACCCUCAAAUUUCCUCCACGGGUGGAUGCAAAUACAUCCUCUGUAUUACAAGAACAUCAGCAUCAAAAUCAGAAAAAAGUUAUUGCCACAGCCAGGAAAAAGGAGAAGCUCCUAAAAAAUGCAUAUCUCCCCCAAGUGCCCCUCCCUCCAGUUUCCAGGGCUGGAUAUUCACACCCAUCUUUUUACUAUACCCCCAGCGCUGACUUUUUACGAAAGUCCUCCUUUGCAUCAUUCUCAGAGCACAGCGGGAGGACUCCAAGGGAGAAUGCAAUCUACUGCCUGGCCAUGGCAAGGUAA